AUGACUGGCUCACGAGAGGCUAACCUUUACGAAGUCACUGGGGGCCAAGGCGGCUGUGCUCUCCUCGCGAUGCUGACACGAAAAAACUCUUCCGGGCGAGCAGGUGUGACUUCAUUUCCUGGGAGGGAAAGUAUCGCCGCCAUCUCGGACAUGUUGACUACACAACAAAAGAAAGUUGUCAAACCUGGCUACAUUUCAAGCGAGCGGCUGGAAAGUGCCUUGAAAAUUGCUUGCAUCAUUUCGCUGAUCACGGUCUGCCUACACACACCGAAAACCUUCGAACGGUUGUGGCCGCUCACUUACAUUGUGCUCUGUCUCGACCUGGUUUCCGUGCUAAUACUUACGUUGGAGGUGAUGCUCCGAAUUCAUCACGAAGGAUUGAGCCUGGUAAGUGGGUGUUUGCAACGCCAAGAAAUUCCCUUCAUAUAUGCAUGA
This is a messenger RNA of Cooperia oncophora, 435 nucleotides long. Lineage: Eukaryota; Metazoa; Nematoda; Chromadorea; Rhabditida; Trichostrongylidae. The record is from the annotation of a GenBank genome assembly.